AUGGAUCAUCAUCUUCCACAUCAUCAUCCACACCAUCAUCACAGUACUCCCCUGCACUGGGGCUACUCCACUGCGACGACGCCAAGUGCGACAUCGACGCCGACGCACACCGGUCACAACACGUGGACACCGCCAUCUUCCAAAGGCCACAAACGUACGCUCUCCGAGAGCGACUGUGAAGAUCUGUACUCGGAAGAAUCUUCCAAGGAGCAUACAUCACCAGGAGAAUCCGAUAGCUGUCAACUGUUGAGCCGCAAACGGAGGCGCGGAGUGAUUGAGAAGAAGCGCCGGGACCGGAUCAACUCGUCGCUGACCGAGCUGAAACGUCUCGUACCGAGCGCCUACGAAAAGCAAGGAUCGGCAAAGCUGGAAAAGGCCGAAAUUCUGCAACUAACCGUGGACCACCUGAAAGCACUGCAUGCGCGAGGACUUGACGAUGCCAGUUAUGAUCCGCAGCGCUUCGCCAUGGACUACCAUAUCAUUGGCUUCCGGGAAUGUGUGGCGGAAGUAGCCCGGUACCUCGUGACGAUCGAAGGCAUGGAUGUGCAGGACCCGCUUCGGUUACGUCUAAUGUCUCAUCUGCAGUGCUUCGCCACACAGCGGGAACUCUCGUCGAAAGCUAACGCCGCUGCAGCUACCAGUCCGGGUUGGUCCCAUGGAAGUGGCACUGCCUACCCCGUAGCGGCCGCAGCCGCUGCAGCAGCCGUCGCUUACCCGAGCACUCACCACGGCACCGGUGGCUAUUAUCCUCACCCGCAUCAAAACUACGGCCCACCUCAGAGUGCAACCGCACCGUACAUUCCACAGGUGGCCACUAUUCCUCCUCCACACGAACAUCUGCAACAGCAGCAGCAGCAGCAACAGCAGCACCAUCACCAACAGCAACAGUUGACCGGCCAUUCCUCUGGUGCCUCUUCGGCGGCUACUGCUGCCAUCUAUGCCACGAGUGCGCCAUUGCAUGAGCUGUACAGCAGCCAACACGAUUCGGCAACGGCCGGUCAACAGCAGCAACAAUCGGACCAGCAACAACCACAGCAGUCCGGUGCCAGCUCCUCGAACGGAGCGCCAACCUACACGGAUCUCUCGAACCACAAUCCGAACCGUGGUUUGUCCGCGUACGGUAAUCCCCAGUACCCGGUGAGCACCUCAACGCACGGAUACAGUGCGUCCGCGAGCUCGUCGUACAACACGGCAGCAAAGCCGUACCGUCCAUGGGGUGCAGAAAUGGCCUGCUGA
This is a messenger RNA of Anopheles marshallii, 1236 nucleotides long. RefSeq names its product hairy/enhancer-of-split related with YRPW motif protein (gene Hey). The transcript is spliced from 3 exons. Gene Ontology annotation, cellular component: nucleus. Gene Ontology annotation, molecular function: RNA polymerase II cis-regulatory region sequence-specific DNA binding; protein dimerization activity; DNA-binding transcription factor activity, RNA polymerase II-specific. Gene Ontology annotation, biological process: regulation of transcription by RNA polymerase II; regulation of neurogenesis; anterior/posterior pattern specification. The record is from RefSeq and is a predicted model, not a curated record. NCBI's taxonomy places the organism in Eukaryota, Metazoa, Arthropoda, Insecta, Diptera, Culicidae. The coding region runs from base 1 to 1236 and encodes 411 amino acids.